Molecule: messenger RNA, 3836 nt
Organism: Glycine soja
Lineage: Eukaryota; Viridiplantae; Streptophyta; Magnoliopsida; Fabales; Fabaceae
Product: LRR receptor-like serine/threonine-protein kinase GHR1
Exons: 4
Coding region: 493-3690 (1065 amino acids)
Biological process (GO): protein phosphorylation
Molecular function (GO): protein kinase activity; ATP binding; protein binding
Source: RefSeq, a predicted model, not a curated record
CUUUAUUGCAGUGUGGAUGUCAACUAGGAUACUCAUAGUUAUACGAACUUUUAUUACUAAGCUCUCAAACUCAUUUCAAAGAUCAUUAAUGUUUUGUCGUACUUUCGCAGCAGUUGAAGGUUGGUUCUGGUGAAGCUUCACGGUAUUUUUUGGCUUCUUUUGAGGGACAAGCAAUCUCUUGGAGCUUCUGUUUUUUCUUUAUUUGGCUGUCGUUUUGUAUAUUAUUUUUAGCUAGUAAGUAGUUUUGCUGAUCAGGUGAAGCAUUUUAGUGAAUGGUGGCUCACUCAAGGUUUUGACUUUUGAAGAAUGGUUCUUUGAUCUUUUGUGUUGACUACACUACAAGUCCUUGACAUAGAGUGGUUUGAGUAGUGCCUAACUCUUCUUUUAUGAGCUUGAGCUUGCUUCUACUCUAAACUGGUGCUUUCUUUUAAUAUUCAGACAAGUUGAACUAUAAGCAUAAGUAGACACAUUCGGCUAUUUAUAUAGAGGAAUAUGAAGCUAUUUAGCUUUAUCCUUUUAUUGUUGUCAUUACCUUUCUUCUCCGUUAUGGCGGAGCUUCCUUCACAGGACAUUUUAGCAUUGUUGGAAUUCAAGAAAGGCAUCAAGCAUGACCCUACUGGUUAUGUCCUUAGUUCCUGGAAUGAGGACUCUGUUGAUGUUGAUGGAUGUCCAUCUUCAUGGAAUGGAGUACUGUGUAAUGGUAGUGAUGUUGCUGGUAUUGUACUUGAUAACCUUGGUCUCGCCGCUGAUGCCAACUUGAGUGUUUUCUCAAACCUCACAAAGCUAGUAAAACUCUCUAUGUCCAACAAUUCUAUCUCAGGAAAACUUCCUGGCAACAUUGCUGAAUUCAAAAGCCUCGAGUUUCUGGAUGUUUCUAAUAAUCUCUUUUCUUCAUCCUUACCGGUGGGAAUUGGUAAGUUAUCUAGCUUGCAGAAUCUUUCAUUGGCUGGAAAUAACUUCUCUGGCUCAAUACCUGACUCUAUUUCUGGAAUGGCUUCAAUCCAAUCUUUGGACUUGAGCUGCAAUUCAUUUUCUGGACCACUGCUAGCAUCAUUGACUAAGCUGACUAACCUGGUAUCAUUUAAUUUAUCUCAUAAUUGCUUCACUGGAAAAAUUCCCAAAGGUUUUGAGCUGAUUUUUUCCCUUGAAAAGAUUGACUUGCAUGGGAAUAUGCUUGAGGGUCAUUUAGAUGAUGAAUUUAUACUUUUUUCAAGUGCCAGCUAUGUUGAUUUUAGUGAGAAUAUGCUUGUGAGUUCUAAUUCUCCGCAGCAGAAGUCUCUGCCACAAUUAUCUGAAAGUAUUAAGUAUUUGAAUCUAAGCCAUAACCGGCUAACUGGAUCAUUGGUUAGUGGAGGCAAGCAACCAAAUUUUGAAUACUUGAAGGUGUUAGACCUUAGUUACAAUCAAUUAUCCGGAGAAUUGCCUGAAUUUGAUUUUGUUUAUGAACUCAUGGUCCUUAAGCUCAGCAACAACAGAUUUUCAGGAUUUGUUCCCUCUGGUCUUCUUAAAGGAGACUCUUUGGUUUUAACUGAACUGGAUUUGAGUGGCAACAAUCUCUUAGGGCCAGUAAGUAUAAUUGCAUCAACAACACUGUACUUUCUUAAUCUGUCAUCAAAUGGGUUUACUGGUGAGCUGCCAUUGCUUACUGGAAGCUGUGCUGUACUUGAUUUGUCAAAUAACAAAUUAGAAGGAAAUUUAACUAGGAUGAUGAAAUGGGGGAAUAUUGAAUUUCUUGAUCUCAGUAGGAAUCACUUGAUAGGAUCCAUCCCCGAGGUAACUCAGUUUUUUCGAUUAAAUUAUCUAAAUCUUUCCCAUAACUUUCUUAGCAGCUCCCUUCCAAAAGUCUUAACACAGUAUCCAAAGCUUAGAAUGCUUGAUGUUAGUUCCAACCAGUUAGAUGGGAAAUUUCUAAUUGAUCUGGUCACAAUGCCCACUUUGCAAGAGCUUCAUCUUGGAAAUAAUACGAUUUCUGGUGGCAUUAGUUUAUCAUCCUUUCCUCCUCGUCCUUUCAAUCUUCAGAUUCUUGAACUUUCUUAUAACCAUUUUAAUGGUUCUUUUCCUGCUGAGUUUGGGUCAUUAACAGGCCUGAAAGUGCUCAAUAUUGCUGGAAAUCAUUUUUCUGGUUCUCUGCCAACCACAAUUGCUAACAUGAGUUCCCUAGAUUCCUUGGAUAUAUCAGAAAAUAAUUUUACAGGCCCUUUACCAAAUAACAUACCAAAGGGGCUAAAAAAAUUCAAUGCUUCAAACAAUGAUCUGUCUGGAGUUGUCCCAGAAAACCUUAGGAAGUUCCCUAGUUCUUCUUUCUAUCCCGGUAAUGAUAGGUUGCAUUUUCCAAACGAACCUUCUGGAUCAACCAAUAAAUCUGAUGAAAGUUCCAAUAGGAAGUCUAUCAGCUCUAUUGUUAAAGUGAUCAUCAUAGUAUCAUGUGUGGUUGCUGUUCUCUUCAUGUUAGUACUGCUCGUUGUCAUCAUACACUACACUCGAAUAUCAAGAUCUCCAUCAGAAUAUGCUACUGCUAAGGAUAUGAGAGAGCAUGCUCAACCACAAACCACUGGCCCUGGUCACGCAAAAGAUUCGAUUGGUGCUUUGGUUGUAUCAGCCGAGGAUUUUGUGACCUCACAGAAAGGUUCGUCUUCUGAGAUUAUCAGCCAUGAUGAAAAAAUGGCAGCUGCAACAAGGUUCUCCCCAUCAAAAAAUAGCCACUUUUCAUCACCAGGAUCUAGUGAUUCAGUUUCUGUAGGAAAUCAUGCAAGACUAUAUGCAAGAUCAGCAGAUAAAUUGACUGGAGAACUUUAUUUUCUUGAUGAUGCAAUAACAUUGACACAUGAGGAGCUGUCUGGAGCCCCAGCUGAAGUUUUGGGGAGAAGCAGUCAUGGUACAUCUUACAAGGCAACUCUGGAGCAUGGUUUGUUAUUGAGAGUGAAGUGGCUUAGAGAAGGAAUGGCAACAAAGAGAAAAGAAUUUACCAAAGAGGCUAAAAAAAUUGCAAACAUCAGGCAUCCCAAUGUUGUGGGAUUGAAAGGGUACUACUGGGGUCCUACUCAGCAUGAGAAGCUUAUUAUUUCAGAUUACAUCUCUCCAGGAAGUCUUGCAAGUUUUCUUUACGAUCGACCAGGACGAGAAGAUCCACCAUUGACUUGGGCUCUGAGACUAAAAAUAGCAGUUGAUAUAGCACGUGGGCUGAACUAUCUACACUUUGAUCGUGCUGUUCCUCACGGCAACCUCAAAGCAACAAAUGUGUUGUUAGAUACAUGUGACUUGCAUGCACGUGUAGCUGAUUACUGCCUUCACAAGCUUAUGACUCAGGCUGGUACAUUUGAACAAAUGCUUGAUGCUGGGGUCUUGGGAUAUCGCGCCCCAGAGCUUUCUGCUUCCAAGAAGCCAAUGCCUUCCUUCAAAUCAGAUGUUUAUGCUUUUGGGAUUAUACUUUUGGAACUUUUAACUGGAAGGUGUGCUGGUGAUGUUGUGUCUGGCGAGAAGGAAGGUGUUGAUCUGGCAAAUUGGGUAAGGUUGCAUGUUGCACAAGGUAGAGGAUCAGAAUGUUUUGAUGAUGCACUGGUGCAAGAAAUAAGUAAUUCAAUUGUUGAAAAGGGAAUGAAUGAGGUUCUUGGAAUAGCCAUUCGAUGCAUAAGAUCUGUUUCUGAUAGGCCAGGUAUCAGGACUAUAUAUGAAGAUCUUUCGUCUAUAUAGCCUGAUCAUGCAAUUUGAACAUUUACACAUUCAAGUUUACUUGAAAUUUUUGUUUCCUGUUUUCAUUGUCUGUUUUCACUUGUACAUGAAGAUCUUUCAUUGUUUGUUUUCACAUUUUAAUUACAAAAGUAUCAUCUUGUUUUUAA